CGAGGCCACCAUAUUCCAUCGGUGGUAAGCAGGGCCGGGGACGAGUUUCUCCACCCUAAAACACCUGCGUUUCAACCCUAACCAGGUUUUUUUAGUACUACAGGUGUAGUACAAUAGGCCUUGGUGGGGUAGAGUACAAGCGGGAACUUUCAGAGUGAGGUAUCUGAGUUGGAUUGCUGUGUUAAGUGUCUGCAAAGUUCAUACACCUCUAUCAGCGUGAGUGGACCGAAUCAACCCACCCAGAUGGCCUCUAUGCGCCUGAGGGCGCUGGUGGCCUUGCUGCUGUGUCUAGUGUGGACAGGCGGGACGUUCGGAGCGGGCCAUGGCGGGAACACUACCAACAACUCAGAAUGUCGAGACACAAAUGUGGAUAUUGUAUUCUCAUUGGACGGUUCUGGAAGUGUCACGGAAACCAACUUCCAACGAGUCAAGGACUUCGCCAAAGAUCUCAUACAAGAGUUCAACAUCAACAGCCAGAACGGGACCCGGGUAGGAGCUGUCCAGUACAGCUCCACGAUCCGCACAGAGUUCAAACUGAACCGGUACAACACCUCAGCAGAGGUCAUGAGCGCCAUCGACGGAAUCAGGUACUUGAGAGGAGGCACGUACACGGGCGCCGCCUUGCGGUAUCUAUCAGACAACAUCCUCACUGCGGCGGCAGGGGACCGUCCGGACAGGGCGAACAUCGUGGUGCUGGUGACGGACGGGCGGUCCUACGACUCCGUGGUGACACCGGCAGAGGACCUGAGGAGUAAGCGGGUGCAGCUGUACGCUGUCGGGGUGGGGAAGGCUGAGUACGCCAGUCUGUUGGCCAUCGCUGGGGAUCCCGAGUACGUGUACCGGGUCGGCAGCUUCGCUAAUAUAACCAGCCUGACAUCGGCGGUGCAGGAAGAUCUAUGCGGGAACAAGUCGUGCCUGGAACAACCAUGCUACAACGGCGGGACGUGUGAGAGUCAGGGGCAGGCCUUCUACUGCAGGUGUCCCCCUGGGUUCACUGGAGAAUACUGCGAAAUCUGUAAUUCUCUCAGUGCGGACAUGGCGCAGUGUUCUCUUUACGGAGACCCACACUACAGAACCUUCGACGGCAAAAGUUCUGACUUCCUGGGCACAUGUACCUACACCUUCGUCAGGCACAAGGUGACAACAGAUAGCCCGCUCUUCAACGUGGAAGUGGAUACGGAAUACGAAACCGGGAAUACUAAGAUGUCAUACGCACGGGCGGUUCACGUAAAUGUGUAUGGACACCGUAUAUCACUGCUCAAUGGAACGUCUGUGACACGUUUUGGUACUGAAAACUUUCAAAAAGGAGAUGUCGGCUGA
This is a messenger RNA of Branchiostoma floridae (Florida lancelet), 1320 nucleotides long. RefSeq names its product cartilage matrix protein-like. The record is from RefSeq and is a predicted model, not a curated record. Lineage: Eukaryota; Metazoa; Chordata; Leptocardii; Amphioxiformes; Branchiostomatidae. Bases 244 to 1320 code for a protein of 358 amino acids. The transcript has 7 exons. Gene Ontology annotation, molecular function: calcium ion binding.